AAAGUCUCGCUGUGAGAAGUCUGGUAGUUGCUCAUCGGCAGUCAUACGGAUUGUUUGGAGUAUACUGCACUGUAGAAAGAGAGAUUGAUAUUAGAUUAUUUAAAUAGAACUUUUUUUAAUGGUUCAGUACAAAUAAAUGUGUAAUUGAUAUACACACGUAUCAGAUGUAUAUGUAUAUAAAAUGCAUACAUUGUGUUACAUCUUUUAGAAUUCGAAAUGCUUUUGUCUUCAAAGACAACUAUGAAUCAAAGUGAAAGUUAGGUUAGAUUAAGUUCUUCAAGACUUUACUUGUCGUUUCAUGAACAUAAUUAAGUGAGUGUAUUAAUAGCUGUGUAACGAGUUUUAAAGUUUUUAUUUCAAGGAAAAAACUUUUACUACGUGUACCGCACAUUGUCAUAUAUACUUAUAUAUGACACGACCUUGUCAAAGAAGAUACUUGGAGAGGAAUUAUAGCUGAACAAAAUAUAAUUUGAUUGGAACGCUCUGUAAAUGUGUUACAUCGAUUGCGAUGAUCCAAUCGCGAGUAUACCAAAAUCGUCAAUGACAAUGAUAUGUCCAAAUUGUCGCCAUCGUUUCCCAAUAUCGGAUUAUUGUCGGGAACGGAGCGAAGAAAUUAGUUGGGAAGAAACUGAGAAACUGAAAGAGAAGAAAAAGGUGGAAAAAGAGGAAAAGACCGCCGUCCAUUCGACGAUAGCGACCUGUUACAUCGCCGAUUUUCUAGUGUCGCACGGUUACACCAACGGCGACAGCAGCUUCAUAAACGUGCCGACAAUCGUCCACGAACCUGUCGUCUACAGCCAAUCAGCCUAUCGCUGCUCCAAUGUUCAAUUUGCCAACUCCGAGACAAUGAAGUUUUCUUGUGAUGCUCAGACAUCGGCGGAACAGAAUCCAUCCUUAAGAUUGCCGAUCAAUCAAUUGACAACAAACAAUCACCCCCAUAUAAAUUCCCUAAUUAUGACGAUGAAAAAUAUCGGCUAUGGAAUGACUUCUUCGAAAAAUCAUAUCACGACCACCUGUAAGCCUAUCAACGAUAGCAUCAUAUUCACUACAUCACCCAACAUACACUCUGGUGGUUGUCUAAUUCAAAGCACGGAAGCUGGAACUUUAGUGCAAGUCCCACCCAUCGAAAUACAACGAAAGCUCACCGGUGGUGGUUGUCUCGUGCAGAAGAAACAUUUGCCCAUUGAGGACGAGCGGUUAACAAUGUUUAGAAACAUGGAGAACUUCGCUCAUCAAACAUUUGUCGUGCCGCCAAGCGGCUGUUUAGAAUUGCCUGGGAAUAGAAAAAUACUGCCUACGUUCAAGAUGACAAGAGAAAAUAGCGAAACAAUGGGCACGGAAUCGAGGCAGCGAAAAAUAUCGAUUGAAACAAAUGAUUGCUGCCUCUGUAACGGUAUAGUUCAGCAGAAUCUUUGUCAGUGUCACGGCAAGUUGACUAACGCGUUUGACGAUCGCGAUUCGUUGCUAUUUGAGCCUGUUGGCCUGAAUAGCAUGCAGAUUCGAGUGAACGCCAACAUGCAGCUACCCGUGAACAUGAGUGACUGCCGAAUAAACAUUACGACAACAACGGCAAUACCAUGUAGUCAGAUCGUGACGAUGAAAUCGCAUGCUAGAAAUAAGGAAGAAGACAUUAAUUGGGAGAAAAAAGAGCAAGAAAAACAGAAGAAAAGGGAGAAAGAGGCAACCAUCCAUUCGACGACGGCAACAUGUUACGUUGCUGAUCUUCUAGUAUCGCGCAAUUACACUAAUGACAACAGCAGUUUCAUAAAGGUGCCGACAAUCGUCCGCGAACCCAUCCCCAUCUCCCAGUCAGCCCAUCGCUUCGAUGCUCAAUUCGCCGACUCCGAGAUAAUGGAACUCUCGAAUAACUUCGACAAAGAUGUUAUUAAACAAUCGGACAAUUUAUACUGCGCGACGGAAGAUCGAAUUAUUGCGACUAGAAACAGCAACAGUUGUAACAACAAUGAGCGGAAGAACGGAGCAUCGACCAUUUCGGUGUCUCAUCCUUGGGGGAUAUCGAGUCCCUGGAGCCUGGAUACAAAAUUGCUAAACAAAGACAUAAGAUUACGCGAGAUAAAAAGACUAUUGCAGACUUGUGGCUGGUAUCACGAGAACAUUAGUUGGAAACAAAGUGAAAAUCUCUUGAGAAAUGCAUCUAUAGGUCGAUGGCUAAUGAGAGACAGCUCGGACAGUAGAUAUAUCUUUGCGAUAUCUGUGCAAACAGCCAGAGGACCUACUUCUGUCAGAAUGUGCUAUUUCCUGAAACAUUUCCAAUUCGACGCUGAACCAGGACUGGCGUUGGCGAUUCCGACUUUCGAAUGUCCUAUUACAAUGUUGGAGCACUAUGUUGAAUAUUCGAAAAAGAUGGAUCGCAAAGAGGUGUGGGUUGAUUAUAGCGGACAAUUAUACAGCCAGAUCUAUUUAACCAAACCUCUGAUCAAAGAAGUCAAAUCGUUAUCACAUUUGGCCAGACUUGUCGUGAAUAGAAACAAACUGCCCACCGAACAUCUGCCUCUCUUGAUUAGGGACUACCUCGCGGAAUACCCAUACACCCUUUAAAUGUGUAAUCACGUAUCGUCAAUUACGUAAAAUCAAUGCGCCUACCUUUUUCUUCCAAUAUCUAAUAAAAAUUUAUUUUUCUACAUCUCUACAACAAUUUGUUCUUCGAUAAAUGAUCUACGAUAUUUUUUACUGCAUCGACAAAGUUUGCGUAAUAGCGAAAAUAAUUACAGUUUGCGCGAAUGUAAAUGAAUACUCAAUUUGUUAUAUAAUAAUUACUCAUGUUCUUAUAUUCUA
Molecule: messenger RNA, 2796 nt
Organism: Camponotus floridanus (Florida carpenter ant)
Lineage: Eukaryota; Metazoa; Arthropoda; Insecta; Hymenoptera; Formicidae
Exons: 2
Coding region: 490-2559 (689 amino acids)
Biological process (GO): intracellular signal transduction; phosphatidylinositol phosphate biosynthetic process
Cellular component (GO): phosphatidylinositol 3-kinase complex
Molecular function (GO): 1-phosphatidylinositol-3-kinase regulator activity
Source: RefSeq, a predicted model, not a curated record